AUGCAUCUCAAGGCGACCCUUUUGGCCCUGGUCGCGUUGGGGGCGGCUGUUGGGGCCCGCAAGAAUGUACGAGAUGUCGAGCCGUGUGCGCAGAUCUCCAAGAUGGUUGCAGAUGCCAAUAAGAAUCAGAUCGGCGCUAAAGUUCCCCAUGACUUGGCACAUCAAUGCUUGAUGUCCAUGCCGUUUGAGUCGAGUCGAGCAGUGACCUUUUUGAAUCAAGCUCGAAAGUAUCUAGAGUUUCAGUCGACGACUGACAUUCUCAAGAAUCCUCCCUCUGGCUAUACAAUGCCGUCUACUGAUCUUAUGGGAGGGAUAGAUUCGAUCCUGGAAAAGGCCAACAACAAGGGGUACUCAAGCCAAUUUGAGAUGGAUCUGGAAGUCACCAAUCUCAUAAGAUCAGCAUAUGAUGGCCACUUGACCUUCCAAUUAUGCUCACAGUCAAUUUUCAAUUAUGAGUUCGAUAUGCCUCUCGUGUCUAUCUCAACGGAUGGUCUCGAGCUACCAGAGGUCUACACGUUGAACGACGCAAAGCUUCAGCAAAGCGGUACCAAGGGCGUUUCUCCCCUGGUAUCCAUUAAUGACACCGAUGCAGCCGAGUUUCUUGCAUCGUAUGCAUCUGGUCAAAGCCUUCAAGAUCACGAUGCUCAAUACAAUCGAAUCUUUCCGGCUCUAGCUCGCACUGUCACCGGAACCUCCAUUGACGAGAACGGUAUCUGGGUCAGUACUGCUGACUGGAGUGAUGGCUCCCAGGUGACUCUCAAGUAUGACAAUGGGACUACUCAGACCGUGGAUAAGAGUACUGUUCCCAAGGAGAGAUAUUUCUCUUAUACCAACGGCACCAGUCUCUACAAGGUCAACUGCAUUCCCCGGGGCCUCCCUACCGCCGAAUCCUCUUCAUCAAAUGCCGAAGUGGCUUCUUCCCUGCCGGGACUCCCAGAGACACAAUGGCAUAACUCUGCCAACUCUAUUGCGGGCUAUUUCUCGAAUCUAACCGGACUGGAGGACACUGGGAUUAUCUUCCUGCCCACUUUCUCCUCUAACCCCCAGGAGGCGGCUCAAGUGGCGAUAGAAUUCCUGCACAACGCCACCAUCGCUGGGAAGAAGAACAUCCUAAUCGAUGUGUCGGCUAAUCCAGGUGGAUACCUAUCGAUUGGACUUGAUCUAUUUCGGAUCUUCUUCCCGGAGGCCGUCCCAUACACUGCGACACGAUAUCGAGCACACGAUGCAGCCAAGUAUCUCACCAAAGCAUUUUCACGCUCGACGACCCAGGACUCAAGCAAUAUAUUUGCGUACAAGGAGAUGGUUGCUCCAGACCAGAAAACUGGAUUCAGCUCUUGGGAGGAUCUUUAUGGACCACAUGAGAUCUUUGGAAGUUCUUCGUCUAGCUUGCUGGCCAACUUUAACUACACUUCCACUUCUAGUCAAACAUACCCCAUCAACGGAUAUGGACCUAUCCCGUUCAAUCCUGAGAAAUCCCUGUUCCCGGCUGAUAACAUUGCCAUCAUUACUGACGGAGACUGCGUCUCAACCUGCGCCUUCUUCGUCAAACUCAUGAAACGCCAAGGCGUGCGCACCAUUGCCUUCGGUGGCCGUCCCACCGAAUCACCCAUGCAAGGUGUCGGCGGCGUAAAGGGUGGCCAAUCCCUCAGCAUAAACUACAUCAACGGCUACAUCCGGCAAGCCAACCAGCUGAUCCAGAAUGCAUCAGACAGCUCAUCUCCCCUCCUGACACCAGACGAGUGGAAGAAAUUCAACGAUUCAAGUCCUAGCACUGCCACCUCUUUUGCUUGGAGUGGAAGCGUCAACCUACGAAAUGAGUAUGAUCCAGAUGAUGAUCAGACUCCGCUACAGUUUGUGUAUGAGGCGGCGGAAUGUCGGCGCUUUUACACGAUUGAUAAUUAUGUGCAGCGGGAGACGGUGUGGCGAGAUGCUGCGAGAUCUAUGUUUGGGGAUGGAGGUUGCGUGAAGGGGUCGACUAACGGGAAGGGUAGUUUGGGUGCUCCUUGA
This is a messenger RNA of Penicillium daleae, 2007 nucleotides long. RefSeq lists its product as uncharacterized. The record is from RefSeq and is a predicted model, not a curated record. Bases 1 to 2007 code for a protein of 668 amino acids. Gene Ontology annotation, biological process: proteolysis. Lineage: Eukaryota; Fungi; Ascomycota; Eurotiomycetes; Eurotiales; Aspergillaceae. The transcript has 6 exons. Gene Ontology annotation, molecular function: serine-type peptidase activity.